Messenger RNA from Suncus etruscus (white-toothed pygmy shrew), 1685 nucleotides. RefSeq names its product cyclase associated actin cytoskeleton regulatory protein 2 (gene CAP2). The coding region runs from base 1 to 1428 and encodes 475 amino acids. Gene Ontology annotation, biological process: regulation of adenylate cyclase activity; cell morphogenesis; cytoskeleton organization. NCBI's taxonomy places the organism in Eukaryota, Metazoa, Chordata, Mammalia, Eulipotyphla, Soricidae. Gene Ontology annotation, cellular component: cytoplasm. Gene Ontology annotation, molecular function: actin binding; adenylate cyclase binding. The record is from RefSeq and is a predicted model, not a curated record. The transcript has 12 exons.
AUGGCCGACAUGCAGGGCUUGAUCGAAAGACUGGAGCGAGCUGUCAGCCGCCUGGAGUUGCUGUCACCCGAGUCCCACCAGCCUCCUGGGAACUUUGGGGAGAUGAAUGGUAUCAUCACAGGUGUGGCCCCCUCGGUGGAAGCCUUUGAUAAGCUGAUGAACAGCAUGGUGGCCGAGUUUUUAAAGAAGAGUAGGAUUCUGGCCGGGGAUGUGGGAACGCAUGCAGAAAUGGUGCACAGUGCUUUCCAGGCCCAGCGUGCUUUCCUUCUGAUGGCCUCACAGUACCAACAACCCCAAGAGAAUGAUGUGGCAGCACUUCUGAAACCAAUAUCAGAAAAGAUUCAAGAAAUCCAAAGCUUCAGAGAGAGGAAUCGAGGAAGUGAUAUGUUUAACCAUCUCUCAGCUGUCAGUGAAAGCAUUCCUGCCCUGGGCUGGAUAGCUGUGUCCCCCAAACCCGGCCCUUAUGUCAAGGAGAUGAAUGACGCGGCCACCUUUUACACUAACAGGGUCUUAAAGGACUACAAACACAGUGAUCUACGCCAUGUGGAUUGGGUGAAAUCAUAUUUGAGCAUUUGGAGUGAGCUUCAAGCAUACAUCAAGGAACACCACACCACUGGCCUUACUUGGAGCAAAACAGGCCCGGUGGCGUCGUCAGCCUCCUCGCCAACUGGUUUCUCCCUGGGGCCUGCACCUCCUCCACCCCCUCCCCCUCCCCCUCCUCCAGGGCCACCUCCCCUUCUGGACAAUGAAGACCACCGAAAAGAACCUUCCUCUCCUUCCCGCUCUGCUUUAUUUGCCCAACUCAACCAAGGAGAUGCCCUUAUUAAAGGACUCCGGCAUGUCACUGAUGAGCAGAAGACACACAAGAAUCCCAGCCUACGAGCUCAGACUCCCUCUCCAACCAAAAGCCACACAACUACGCCCAAAGCCCCCCACUCUCAGCCUCCUCAAAAGCAUGCUCCUGUGCUUGAAUUGGAAGGAAAGAAGUGGCGAGUAGAGUACCAGGAAGACAGGAAUGACCUGGUGAUUUCAGAGACUGAACUAAAACAAGUGGCUUAUAUUUUCCAAUGCAACAAGUCUACUCUACAGAUAAAAGGGAAAGUCAACUCCAUUAUCAUUGAUAACUGUAAGAAGUUUGGCCUUGUGUUUGACAAUGUAGUAGGCAUCGUGGAAGUAAUCAACUCCAGGGACAUUCAAAUGCAGGUAAUGGGGAAAGUACCCACAAUUUCCAUUAAUAAGACCGAAGGCUGUCAUGUGUACCUCAGUGAGGAGGCUCUGGACUGUGACAUUGUAAGUGCCAAGUCUUCAGAAAUGAACAUCUUGAUUCCUCAGGAUGGUGACUACAGAGAAUUUCCUGUUCCCGAACAGUUCAAGACAUCAUGGGAUGGAUCCAAACUGGUCACUGAACCUGCAGAAAUUAUGGCCUAACCUACAGACAGACUGAACUCCCUGACAGGGUUCCCACCAGCCUACCAUCAACACUUUAUAAAAAGCAGCAUUAAAGACCUAGAAGUUGCAGUAACACCUACAAAAUUUAGUUCGAACCUCCAACAAUUCUGUUAUCUUUUUUGGCAUGCUUUCUUGGGCAUUUUUUUGGUGUAUUUCACACUGCUUCCUGAUUGGCUUGUGUGUGAUUUGAAGUUCACGUGAUAAUUUGUGAGCAUUACAAUUAAAGGGAAGAAAAA